CCUCUCCCCGCUUCCCCGCCGGCCUUCCCGCCGUCCGCGCACGCGAACUCCCGGCUCCCUAACUCAUUGCUGUCUCCAGCGAGGGUGAAGCGACUUGUCUGCCAUAGCUUGUCAGGAGAUGUUUAAGUGACGGCCCGAUCAGACCACGCCAUGGAGAAGACCGAUGCAGAUGGCCAGCUACCCAAACCUGAUGGUGAGAAGGAGCAGCCCCGCAGCCUCCCCUACUCCGUGGAGACGCCCUAUGGCUUUCACUUGGACCUGGACUUCCUGAAGUAUGUGGAUGACAUUGAGAAAGGCAACACCAUCAGGAGGGUUCACAUCCACCGGAAAGCCAAGCAGCCCAAGUUCAGCACCCUGCCCCGCAACUUCAGCCUGCCCGAGAACGGCUCCCGACGAGGAUGCACGGCUGCUCCCAGCAAGAGCUGGACAGCGACCUGCUCCUUCCCGCAGCGAAAGGCAUCACUGGGAGCAGAGGAGCCCCCUCGUCCCCUCCUGCCCGGCGAGGGCCCCCUUGCCCUGGCCGAUGAGCCGAGUUAUCGGAGGAAAGCCCUUCUGGCGGAGACGCGGCGGCAGGCGGAGCGGGGCUGGCAGGACACGGAGCUGCGGGGGCGGCCGCUGCUGCUGCGUGCUGCCAGCAUGCCCGUGGCACUGCUGCCUGGCCAGCCCCAGCCCGUGCCCGCCAACGGCAGGGUGCCCUCGCCCCUCCAGCCACCUCCCCAGCACUGCCUCGACCAGAGUGGCUCCGAAAGCACUUCUCGCCCCACGCCGCCUUCACCUGCCUCUGACGGCACCGUGUUGGCUCUGCCCCGGGACACCAGCUUGGAGCAGAAGGAGCAUCGGGAUGGAGGCAGCCCGGGGCUGGUGCAGGUGCAGUCCUCGUGGCAGAGCCAGCAUCCUGCGGUCCCGCAGCUGCAGGUGGUGAUGGAGAGCGGCGGUGAGGACGGCGAUGCCGACGCCGCUGGUUGCUCCGCCUUGGUAGGGGAUGGAGCAGCGUCCCCCACUGCCCUCCAGCUCACAGAGGAGAACAUCAGCCCUGGAGAAGGCAAGUUAAGCGUGAGUGAUGCUGCUCCAGACGUGCUGAAGGAAGCCGAGGAGGAGAGUGUCUGGGCUGGAGAGAAGGAGAGCUGUGGUCCUCAGCCUCAGGACGCUGGAGAUCCCGGCGGGGUUGCGGCGCUGAAGCGGCAGGUUGCUGCUCUGGAGCAGCAGCUGGGCCAGAAGAAGGAAGAGCUCGAGCAGAUCAGGGCAGUGCUAGAGCGGCAGGAUCAUGAGAUCAAGGAGAAGGAGAAAAGCAUUAAGUUACUGUCCAGCUCCAAAGCUCAGCUGGAAGAGAAGCUGUGCCAGGCAACCAGCAGAGAGGCCGCGGUGCUGCCGGGGCGCAGCAGUGGGGCUCCGCAGUGUUGUGAUGCCGCCGUGAACACCGACCUCUUGCAGGUGCCUGAGGCCAAGCAAGCCCAUGAUAAAGGCAUCAAUGUCAACAUCCCAGUCCCCACCAAAUCCAUGGGACGCGGUGUCCACAGGGCAGACAACGGGAACGCGCAGGUGAUGGCACUGGGUGCUCAGAGAGACCAGGGACUGGCAGACGCUCACACCAGCAUCAGCGCAGAGGGACAUUUUGGUGAAGCCAACAGCGAGGCUGGGCCUCAGGCACCAGGCUUCACCCCGCUGAAGAUUGAGGAGCACCUCAGCGAUGACAAUCAAAAUCACAGGAAUAACUACGAUACCCAGAGCCUUGCUGCUCAAGCAGAAAGUUACCGAGGAACAAGAGCUGACUGGAACACAGGAGAGAACAAGACAGGCUUUGGUGAAGAUGAACCUCGAGAUGGGCUGGAAGAGGAAGGUUCCCCUGACCACGAGGAUCUUCCUGCUGUCGACCCCAUCGGCCAAUACGUAAAGAAGAUCCAGGAGCUUUUGCAGGAGCAGUGGCUGUGUUUGGAGCACGGCUACCCUGAGCUAGCCAGUGCUAUUAAACAACCAGCCUCCAAGCUCAGCUCCAUUCAGAACCAACUUGUCAAUUCCUUAAACUCCUUGCUGUCUGCCUACUCUACGCGAGGGCCCACGGAUAAGGAGAAUUCCAACACACACUGUCAACAGUUGGAAGUCUCUCCAGCCACAAGUCUUAAAUCUAUCAUGAAAAAGAAAGGUUAUGGUUUCCACGCAGGAGGCAAUGGGACCAAAAAGAAUCUUCAGUUUGUUGGGGUAAAUGGUGGCUACGAAACGACUUCAAGUGAAGACACAAGUUGUGAGGACAGCCCGUCAGACGGCGAGGCAGAGAGCGAGACGGAGGGGAGAGAGGAGGACUUGGAGCCCACACAGGAGAAGGCUGGAGGUGACAGCAAAGAGGCUUCACCAGGGACCUCCUCUCGAGAGAAAUGUGAGGAUGAUGACCCUCAGGAGCUGUUGGCUGAAGCAGAAUCUUGCACUCAGCACGAGGCUGACAGAUGCAAACCCUCUGAAGAUUUCCUUGCCAACUGCCAGCUGCUCAGCCAGCACCUCUCAGAAAUCAGGACCACGAGCGACAAGCAUCUGCAGCACGUCCUGAGCAGCGUGUGCCAGGAGUGGUUCCGGGUGUCCAGCCUCAGCUCUUCCAGCCCUGAGGUGGUGGCGGCGUAUCUGAGGGCGCUGGAGGCCACCCAGCCCCAGGUCCUGGCCACGGUGGUCAACCUGGCUGACAGCAACGGCAACACGGCUCUGCACUACAGCGUCUCCCACUCCAACUUCCCCGUUGCAAAGCUCCUGCUAGACACAGGCGUGUGCCGCCCGGACCUGCUGAACCGUGCCGGCUACACGGCCGUGAUGCUUACCCCGCUGGCAGCUGCUGAGACGCCCGAGGACAUGGAGGUGGUGAUGAAGCUGCUGAAGGAGGGCAAUGUCAACCUGAGAGCUGCCCAGGGAGGCCAGACCGCCCUGAUGCUGGGCGUCAGCCAUGAGCGGGACGACAUGGUGCGAGCCCUCCUGUCCUGCCAGGCCGACGUCAACCUGCAGGACGAGGAGGGGACCACGGCCCUGAUGGUGGCCUGCAGGCAGGGCAACGCCGACAUGGUGCGGCUGCUCCUGGCCCAGCCCGGCUGCCAGCUCGCACUGACCGACAAGGGCGGCAACUCGGCGCUGUCGCUGGCCCAGCGCGCUGCCCGCGGGGACAUCGCCGCGCUCCUGCGGGCCCACGCCGAGCACGGCCCUUCCCUCUCUGCCUGAAGAGGGAACGAGGAUGGGGAGUGGGGAACAAAGAGCUCCUUCCUGUGCCAACCCUGCUGCUCACCUCAGCUCGUGGGUUUCCCUUCGCACAGGGGAUGAACCCUGUCAGUUACCUGCACGUGUUCCCUAUGCCUAAUCCUCCUCACGAAGCACACUCGCACCCCCACUAGUCUCUGCAUGUUGCCACAAAUGACUCCAAGCCCUCCCAUACUCUCCUCCCAGGAUAGAUUUGGCAGGUGAGUGUUUGAAAUGAAGGAGAGGAGCACCUCAGAAAAGCAAUACUCAGUCUUUUGUAACCUUAGAUAACAGUUGUCCUUUUAACCGACUGCUUAACCGUAUCUCAUUUAACUUGUAAGUUUGUGUCCUAAUAUUUAUUAUUAGCUCUUCUGUAUGUAGUGGCAGGCAGUGAUUACUCGGUAUAUGUGACAACAAGCACAAGCUGGAUGGAUUAUGUGAAGGAUGAAGUCCUAUUUAUGUUUGCUUAUGUGGGUCUGAUGUGAGAAUUAAAAAUUAAUGCUCUAGAAAAACAUUUGAGUGCAGCAGACCCAAGCACACAGACAUUGCUUUGCCUCUAUUUGGAAUUACACUAUGGCUCUUGUUUUUUCUCCUAAUGAAGUUUGAGCUCACGGGGAAGUGUAGCCCCUUGGCAGACACCGACACACAGGAUGGUGUCUGCUAAUGACAAAGAGUGAGGGAGGCCUCAGGCUCCACUUCUCCAAACACCUUUGUACUGUUUUUAAGUCUCUGUGUACUGGGCAAUGCCAUUUCAUGAAGCUGUGCAGCAGGCCCCAGAGGAUGCUCUCUGCAGGCACUGGAUGCCAUCACCAGUGGAGUACAUCCCCGUGGUGGCAGAUCUACUUGCUAUCACUACAAGCAAAUCUCCCUAGCUAGCUCAUUACUGUUUUGUUACUAAGCAAAAGUUCAUCCUGGACUACUUGGGUUGCUUAUAAGUCAGUUCACAGCAUGCUGAAGUCUCCCUUGAGCUGCCUUUUCCCCUUCUCUCGUACUGAAAAGCCCUUGCUGAGACCCCCCCUAAUACCGGCUGCCCCUCAGGGAGGGGGUACAGCCCCUGCCCUCUGUUCUACACUGAAAUCUGCCACCUGCUCCUUUCUCUGUCUUUGUAUUUUCAGUUGAAGUAUUCAUCAUCUCAAAUGCCUCUUUCCCCCCCCACUUCCUCUAUGUAUGAAUAAACUCAUAUUAACCCUU
This is a messenger RNA of Colius striatus (speckled mousebird), 4398 nucleotides long. RefSeq names its product KN motif and ankyrin repeat domains 4 (gene KANK4). Gene Ontology annotation, cellular component: cytoskeleton; cytoplasm. Gene Ontology annotation, molecular function: protein binding. The transcript is spliced from 10 exons. Lineage: Eukaryota; Metazoa; Chordata; Aves; Coliiformes; Coliidae. Gene Ontology annotation, biological process: negative regulation of actin filament polymerization. Bases 151 to 3192 code for a protein of 1013 amino acids. The record is from RefSeq and is a predicted model, not a curated record.